Molecule: messenger RNA, 2934 nt
Organism: Dimorphilus gyrociliatus
Lineage: Eukaryota; Metazoa; Annelida; Polychaeta; Dinophilidae
Source: the annotation of a GenBank genome assembly
AUAAAUAAAGAUUGCUUAGAACUGUGAUAUAGACAGAAAUACAAGUAUAUAGUUAUGUAUAAAAAUAAAAAUAUAACUAUAUUUAAAUAUUCAGUCGUAUAUAAAAUCUGUUAGAGAAGAGAGAGUAACUAAGUGAGAGCCAGCGCGAGAGAGUUGCUAAAGAGACCAGGAAAUCAGGGAUUGGUGGCUGGCUUGUAAUGCCGAUUAUGAAACGAGCGUCAGACGAUUCGAAACUUCCUUCUCUCGCUUCUUUGGAGUCUAUAGGGAAGAGAAUAGCUGUUCAUAGAAGUGAAGGUUCUAUCUCCCCAAAUGCAACAGAUCUUCCAAAAUUGCCUAUAAAUUCAUUUGAUAAGGGCGUAACGGAAAAGAGAAGUUUUUUCCCCCUCUCUCGUCCAAUCGAUAAGGUAACGCCUUUUAUAAGUAUAUCUUUAGCUAGAGUAAGAAGAGAGCAUAAUAGCUUUAUUGUCUAACUGCGCGAAACAAAGACAGAAAAGAAUCCUAGCUAAAUUCAAUAUUCUUUGACUAGUUUUAAUAUCGAAAUAAAACAGAUUAAAAUAAUUGUUGCAUUCGGAUUUUCGGCCAAGUUAAAGCAGGCGUGACGAUUGCACAGCCAAACAUUUAAGAAUAAAACACUCUACACCCAAGCAAUUACCAGAAAAAUUAUUUCCAACAUUGAUUAACCUAGGAAAUGUUUCCAUUGGCUCUGCGGUCGUCGAAAUCGCCAAUUUACAAUGGUCUAGCAGAUAAGUCACAUAUAUCCAACCUAAUCGAGGUUAGAUAUAAAUCACAGAUUUAUUAUAUAUAAUUCAAGACAUAUAAUAAAAUAUUAUAAUGCGUUAAAUAUAUAAAUAUAUUUAUAUAGAUAUAAAGUUCUAUUAUUUUGAAUAAAGAUAUCUAAAUAUACUAUCUAUACUGUAUAAAUUAAUAUAUAUAUAUAUAUAUAUAUAACUUAUGAACGCAUAUACUUUAAUAUAUAUAUAUAUGUAUAAUAUAUUAGAUAUAUUACUUUCUUGCCGUUAAAUAUUGAUCUCUUUUUCUGAAUGAUCAGAAGUUGUAAGAAGAAAAAAAAAAGGCUUUGGCUGCCUUAUUAAAACCUAAUACUUUUUAAGCGCUGUUGUUAGCAGGUGCAAAAUGGUGAACGGGAAUUUAAUUCAAUAGCCCUACCCUUCCACUCUCAAUCCUUCAAGUUAGUAAAUAUUUUGCCCUUAAUAAUUCAAAUUAAUAACUCUUCCUUUUUUUCUAAAUAAUAUAAAUGAUUAAAGAAGCAGGGAAAUAUGUAGAAUCUCUCUUUCUUUCUCUCUCUAUCUCUCUCUCGCUCUUCCAAUAAAGUUGCUUUUAAUUUUUGUUUUAUAUCUUGUUUUUUUGUUUUUUCAAUUUCUUUUUCUAAAAUUGAAACGAAUAAAUAGGCCUAAGACUUUGGAAAAUGUUCGAGUGGUUGGUACCCCAAUGAAUCUUCCGACCGUCAAAAAGGAGACGAAUAAUAGUAAUUUGGAGUUAGAUGAGAAAAAGAACAGGUAUCCAACCUGUCGAAGAGCUUUUCCACGAUUUUUUUUAUGAGCACUAUUUUUUAUUGAGGAGGAAAGUUAUGUACUAACGAUAAGGCUAGUGCCUGUAAUAAAUUGCGUUAGAGGGUUCCUUUUUUUUCAAUUUUUUCUCCACUCUUUUAUUCUCUCUCUAUGAGCUUCAAAAGUCUAUCGACGAGUUACACUAAUGCCUUUUUUUUCUAAUUGUUAAUAAAGUUUUUAAUACGCUUGAUACUGAAUUAAACAAGAAUAUAUCGUUAUUAGGUCGUCGACUGUCGUUAAAAAGGUACCUUUAAUGAAUGCUCGACAUGGCGAUAUGUGGACUCAUCAGUUCGACGGAAGUAGCUUUGGCUCAAAAAAUCGGGAUAUGUUCCUAUUCAGAGAUAGGCAAGAAAUGGAAGAUAAAUGGAGCUAUCCAGAAGGGCUUAAUUUUAGUCAACGAGACAGAAUUGAAGCUGAAAAGGAGUAUAAAGAAAAGAUGAAGCUGUGGAGAAGGAGGAGGGAGAUGAUGUUGCAUAGGUUGCCAAUUGAUAUGUUACUUGGGGGUACUAAAGUGGUUAUGACAGAGAGGAUGGAUAUUUUGGGGGAAAUUCGCCGUCUGAAGCAGGUAGAAUUACCUACAAGAGCGAAAGAUUUAUACGUUGGUCGCGGUAUUAGACUCCCACCUGAUCACACUAUUAAUAGACCUAAACAUAAACUACCAAUUGCCAAUUCUUAUGCAAAGCCUUCGCCCGCUCCCUUAAAGUUUCCAGAGCCAUCACCCCCAACUGAAAAAGUGGAAGAGUUUACUAGAGAACAGGGAACUAAGGAAGAGGAACAAGUAUCUCAAAACGAUCACUAUCCCAAUCAGAAAAAGGGUACACUUUUUCCAAAUCCUACCCCUUCUCCACCAUCUCCUCCUCCUCCUGUUGAAAAAGUACCGAAACCUUUAAAAGGCUUUGCGGAUUAUACAAAAUUAGUGGAUGCAGAGCAAUUGAUUCAGCUACAAAAGACUUUUAAGCGUCUAGACUCAGAUGCCGACGGCCACGUUCAAUUUGACAAAAUUGAGAAGGAAUAUUUAAAUGAUAUGACAAAGCAACAAAUUAAAUAUCUUCGACAUAUUUAUCAAGUAGAAUCUGAAACGACCUUUUUCGGCGAAAAGGAAUUCGUUCCAUUCUUUAAACUAAUUGAGACAAUUAGAAACCUGGAAAAAACAUUCUCUAAUUCAUUCGACACCGUAAACUUUGAUCAAUUAGAGGAGGAAAUCUCAAAAUACAUGGCUUUAUUCUUAAAAGUCGAUGUUGAAGGAAAAGGUGAGGGAAAACUGGAUGAUUUAUGCAGAUUGUUAGCAGAAUUAGACAGACUAGAAAUGGAUUCUGAAGGUUUACAAUUAUUGAAGACUUCGUUCAAGGUGAUAGAACUGUUUAAUUAA